AUGGAAUCAGAAACCCUAACUGACAAGGCCGUACCAAACAACGAAGAGAUCAAGACAGACCAGUUCAAGAAGAAUCAGGAACGGUACCGAGACCUGAUCGCCACGUUUCCUCACGCAAAAGGCUGGUUUGAAAAUGUUCCGCUGAUCCGCUACGGUGGUCACUGGAUAACACAUCAUCUCCUUCAAGAUGAUGUUCUUAAUGACAAAGGGAAUACUCUGUUUGCAACUCAUCUCCCACAUGGUUUAUUACCGGAAUCGAUUUCGAAAUCGGGUUGUAAGAUGGUUUACAUCUUGAGAGACCCAAAGGACACCUUUGUCUCCAUGUGGAGUUUCAUUCAAAAGCAAAGGUCAUAUAAAAAUGGCCCUCUCAGUAGUCUUGAGGAGUGUUUUGAUAUGUUCUGUCGAGAUUUUUCUUGGUACGGACCUUAUCUAGACCAUGUCAUGUCGUAUUGGAAAGCUUACCAAGAGAAUCCAGAUCAGGUUCUGUUCCUCAAGUACGAGACGAUGAGUGCUGAUCCUUUGCCGUCUGUGAAGAGAUUGGCUGACUUUAUGGGUUUUGGAUUCACAUAUGAGGAAGAAAAUGAAGGGGUUGUUGAAAAAGUAGUGAAUCUUUGCAGCUUCGAGACGCUGAAGAACCUUGAAGCCAACAGAGGGGAGAGACAAGAAGAAGACGUUCCUACUAGUCCUUAUCCGAAUAGUGCGUAUUUCAGGAAGGGGAAGGUCGGAGAUUGGCAGAACUAUCUGACUCUGGAGAUGGCAGCUCGAAUGGAUGGAUUGAUGGAAGAGAAAUUCAAGGGCACUGGCUUGCUUGAGCAUUGUAUAUGA
This is a messenger RNA of Thlaspi arvense, 825 nucleotides long. Lineage: Eukaryota; Viridiplantae; Streptophyta; Magnoliopsida; Brassicales; Brassicaceae. The record is from the annotation of a GenBank genome assembly.